UAAUAGACUGUUUUUAUAUUCGUAACUGUAUCAAGCUGUUUUAGUUUAGUUUAGUUAAUUUACUUGUUAUAAUAAACUCACAAAAUGUAUAAUCAAAUUGUCUUGAUAUUUUGUAUUGAAUGUAUUUACAUAAAAUCAAUUGGUGGAAUAGCCAACGAUGAACCGGGCCCGAAUUUCUGUGACAAAUGUGUGGCGCAAAAUUGUCACGACACUAACUGUGUUCAAAAAACAAACCCUGAAAAAUCAUUUGAAUUAAAAAAUGAAUAUGCAGUCAGCUAUAAUGAAGAAACUACAGUUGAAAUAUUUCGAAGAUACAGUAAUAAUGGUACGAUUAACAUUAAAGUCUUCGAUGAAAUCUUACAAACGUAUAAUAUAUUUUUAACUCCAGAUGAAUUGCAAGAAACGUUUAAUGAAAUGGAUACUGAUAAAAAAGGUUUCGUAACUUAUUUAGAAUUUGUAAAUUAUGGUGACAUAAUAAAUGAAAAAGAAUUAAAACAUAUGAGAUUAGAAUUUAACGCAUUUAUGCAUGAUAAAAAUGGUCACAUUGGACCGGCAGAGCUUGUUCAAUUUUGGAUCAAAACAGGAAAACUAGGAGAUAUCGAAAAAGCCAAAAAUAUGAUCUCAAAAUUUGACAUAAAUAAAGAUGGUGCCAUUGAUUUUAAUGACUUCGUUUACAUGAAGACUCAAAGAAGUUCAGAAAGGUUUUAAAAAUAAGAUUUAUCAUAUACCAUACUUAUCAUAUAUUUAUAUAUAUUGAAUUACAUAAUAUGAUAUUUAAUAAAAUAUGAUAAAUUUAUGAAAUUUAUUUUAUUGCAA
Messenger RNA from Daktulosphaira vitifoliae (grape phylloxera), 816 nucleotides. RefSeq lists its product as uncharacterized. NCBI's taxonomy places the organism in Eukaryota, Metazoa, Arthropoda, Insecta, Hemiptera, Phylloxeridae. Bases 85 to 708 code for a protein of 207 amino acids. The record is from RefSeq and is a predicted model, not a curated record. The transcript has 5 exons. Gene Ontology annotation, molecular function: enzyme regulator activity; calcium ion binding.